AUGCAUCAUCAAAAUAGAUUACCUAUAAUUAAGAACACAAAUAAAGAAUUUAGAUCUGAAACCUUAGACUUACCUACAAAUAGGAUAGUCUAAAGAAAAGAAACUACUUAAAAUUAUGAAAAAAAAGUGUUAACUAAUGAAAAUAAUGGCUUACCUUACUGUAAUAAAAUAUUUAAAAAGUAGAGAAACUUGAAAAAAAUCAAAAUUCCUCUACUAGAACAAACACUAAAAAUAUUGUAUUUUAAGAUGAGCCUUAUUCUCAUUAAAGAUAGAAAACAGACAUUAGUUCUCAUAAAUUUAAAUUAUAUUCCCCUGUCUAAGAAUUUUAAUAUGAAUAAAAUCAAAAAGUGAUAGAAAAUAAAAAGAAUCGUAAUUCUCAUGAAAUUAGUUAAGAUACUAUUUAAAAUUUAUAAAAUAAAAAAUAUUAAACAUUAGAUACUUAAACUGAACGAGAACAAUAAAUUUAAGUUAAAAGAUAAGCCUCUUUAUAACAAAACAAGGAUAAUUCAAUUAAACCAGGAAGAAAUAUUAAAGGCAUAAGAUAAUUUGUUGGUUAAGCUUAGAAUUUAUUAACCAACUUUUACUUUUAAAAUAAAUGGUUAAAAAAGUUAAAAUCCAUCUUUUAGGCAGCAAGAGCUUUAUGUAGAAUAUAAAUAUUGGUCAGACCUAAAAGGGAAUAAUGGGAUAAUGCAAUAUCAAAAGAAAUUAGUUGUGUACAAGAAUUAUCAUAUAACGCCACUGUUAAUGCAAUAAAAAAUAAACAGUGGUGUUAAAUGGUGUUUACUAAAGCAUUUUCUAUUAUUCAAUCUUAAACUCUAGAUGAUCAUUAAUUAAAUUUUAUAGUAAUUUAAUAAAAUAAUCAUAGGAAAAUACCUUAUCCCCUUUACAAAUCGAUCAUGCAAUAAGUAUAACAACUUAAGUUUAUUGGUAUUUUAUGACUUCGUUUGAAUUAUUUACAAAUCAGAAAUUGUUUAUAAGGGAAUUUGGGUUAAAUAUGUAUAAAGAUCUUUUUGAAAAUUAAAGAAAGUUCUUUAGUAAAUUUGUUACUAAACGUACACUUUAUUUGUCAUAAUAAAAUAAAAUUAUCACUGAUGAAUAAAGAGUGAUGAUUUAUUCAGAGUCUAUAAUUUAUAAUUUGUUACAAGGGCUGAUGUUAUUAAUAAAUAAUCCUAAAGUGAUAAAUAUGAAUAAACCAAAUAGUGUCUUUCUUAUAAGAGUUUUGAUUACAUUACUGCAAUAUUUAUUUAUGAAUACAUUCAAAGAAUUACCAAUCAUAAAUGAUUUAACUGGCAACUAUAAAUUUAUUUAAUUUAAAUUAGCAUAAAUAAAUAAAAAAGAAUUUGCUUUAUAAGAAUGCAUUUAAAUAGAGAAAGAGGAAUUAAUAAUUGGUACUUAUAGAUUAGAUGAACUUAGUCCAUUAUUCUCUAAAGUUUCAUGGUAUUCAUCUAUUAAAAAAUGCUUUAGAAGAAUACUAAAUAAUUUAUUUGUUUAUAAAUUUUGA
This is a messenger RNA of Paramecium sonneborni, 1501 nucleotides long. The record is from the annotation of a GenBank genome assembly. NCBI's taxonomy places the organism in Eukaryota, Ciliophora, Oligohymenophorea, Peniculida, Parameciidae.